Molecule: messenger RNA, 582 nt
Organism: Penicillium soppii
Lineage: Eukaryota; Fungi; Ascomycota; Eurotiomycetes; Eurotiales; Aspergillaceae
Product: DUF967 domain protein
Exons: 2
Coding region: 1-582 (193 amino acids)
Biological process (GO): post-translational protein targeting to endoplasmic reticulum membrane
Cellular component (GO): TRC complex
Source: RefSeq, a predicted model, not a curated record
AUGGCUCUUUCAGCUCCUAGCACAGAUGCCCAAGCCCUCAUUGCGCAAGAGACAAGUCCCGAGCAAACCUUCAACGAAUUCACCGCAAGCACCGCCUGGACCCUGGGAAAUGCUCUCCGUGAACGAAUCCUCUCCCUGCCAGCUGGGCAGCGCAAGCCUGCUCUAAUCUCCAUUGCGCUCGCCACCGCGACAUCCGGUGGCGUCCCACUGCAUGUCCUCUUCCAGAGCGCAACUGAGAGCGGCACGAUCCCAGAUAAUGAGAACUGGGUGCGGAGGAAGCGGAACACCGUGCUCCGGUGGGGAGUGUCGAGUUGGGCAAUGAGACAAAAGACGAUUGGUGGAUUGGUGGCUGGCGCGUCGGCGGAUCAGAUUGAGGCUGCUUUUGUCAAGAAGUAUGCUCUUGCUAGUGCCAAUGGUGGAGCGGUUGCUGAUGAAUAUGCAAUUCAUGGGGGUGGGUAUCCCAUCCGGGUGCGCGGGGUUGAAGGCGUUGUUGCUGUUGUUGUUGUCAGUGGGUUGAAGCAAGAGGACGAUCAUCAGGUGGUUGCUGAGACUAUUAAGGACGUUGUUGCGAAGCAGAAUUAG